AUGGAAAGCAAUUAUGAUUUAAAGAUGAAACGGAUGGGAUUUCUACCAUGCAGAAUGGGAUAUCUGACUGACUGGAUGGUAAAAGUAGCCGAAGAUGAAUUGAAUGAAACUGAAGAAACUCGUAGUCUGGCCAUUUCAGAAUUCCGGAGUCUCAUAGCUGAUUAUCCUGAAGUUUAUCCCCCUGAACCGGAGAUUGAGAGUAUAAAAACUGCACAGGAAGGAACCAAUGGUGGUGGCGCAUAUCCAUACAGAGACAAAAAUGGCUCCCUCAUAGUGUUUUAUAACAUUGGUAGAUGGGAUCCUGAUGAAUUUUCACUGCCAGUUGUUUUUUCCGCGAUGACAUUUUUAUUGCUACAAUGCAUUGAAGAUCCAGCUACUCAAGUGUGUGGAGUUCAAGUUAUAUUUGAUGCCAAAAACAUCUCUCUAAAGCAUAUACGUACACUAUCACCAAGAUAUUUACAAUUAAUAUCUAAAGCUCUCAGAAAUACGUUGCCUAUCAGAUUUAAGCAAGUUCAUGUAGUGAACGAAUCGGUUAUCUUUUCGUACAUCUUCAACAUUUUUAAGUUUUUUCUUACAGAAAAAAUUAAGAAAAGGAUUCAUUUUCACGGAAGUGAUAUGAAGCAUCUUCACAAGUACAUUCCAAAAGAAGUUUUGCCAGCUGAAUAUGAUGGCGACAAUACUGACUACUGCGCAAGCGAAUGGGUCAAAAAGGAAGCGUAUUCAUACUUAGAAAAGUAUAAAGCAAUGCAUCGUUGCGGGUUUCGUUGAUUUCAAUACGAUUAAUUCUCUAAAAAUAAUUUGUACCUAAUGAACCAUCAAACGUAGAUCAUAAAUACAAGCCUUUCCUUUUGAACUAAUGAAAUAUUAAUACAGGUCAGAAAUUAUUAUUUAUUAUCGCUAUUAGUCAGUUUAUACCUAAUCUCUAAUUAGGCAAGUAAUGUAUAAGUCCACAUCACUAUUAAUCUAUUAGUCUUUUAUUUUAUUUUUAAAAAUAAAGUUUUGUUUC
Molecule: messenger RNA, 1006 nt
Organism: Parasteatoda tepidariorum (common house spider)
Lineage: Eukaryota; Metazoa; Arthropoda; Arachnida; Araneae; Theridiidae
Source: RefSeq, a predicted model, not a curated record